Messenger RNA from Baudoinia panamericana UAMH 10762, 498 nucleotides. RefSeq lists its product as uncharacterized. Gene Ontology annotation, biological process: translation. Gene Ontology annotation, molecular function: large ribosomal subunit rRNA binding; structural constituent of ribosome. The coding region runs from base 1 to 498 and encodes 165 amino acids. NCBI's taxonomy places the organism in Eukaryota, Fungi, Ascomycota, Dothideomycetes, Mycosphaerellales, Teratosphaeriaceae. Gene Ontology annotation, cellular component: ribosome; cytosolic large ribosomal subunit. The transcript has 4 exons. The record is from RefSeq and is a predicted model, not a curated record.
AUGGCGCCAAAGCUCGACCCCAAUGAAGAGAAGAUUAUCCACCUCCGCGCCACUGGCGGUGAGGUUGGUGCAUCCUCUGCGCUUGCCCCAAAGAUCGGCCCGCUUGGUCUGUCGCCGAAGAAGGUCGGUGAAGACAUUGCGAAGGCGACGGGUGACUGGAAAGGUCUCCGCGUAACCGUUCGCCUCACCAUCAAGAACCGUCAAGCUGCUGUCUCCGUCGUUCCCUCGGCUUCUUCGCUCGUCAUCAAGGCGCUCAAGGAGCCGCCGCGUGACCGCAAGAAGGAGAAGAACAUCAAGCACACCAAGUCUAUUCCCCUCGAUGAGAUCAUUGAGAUUGCACGAAAGAUGCGCCACAAGUCGAUGGCCAAGGACCUGAAGGGCACAGUGAUGGAGAUCCUCGGCACGGCGUUCUCAACUGGCUGCCAGGUCGACGGUCGGAGUCCGAAGGCGGUGCAGGAGGACGUAUUGUCGGGAGAGAUUGAGAUUCCGGAGAAGUAG